AUGGAUUCCAGAUUUGUAAGAGCAAUAAUCAGACAUCUCUUGACUGUAAUCUUUCUGGGAAUUUGUAUGAUGUGGAUUAUGGCACCAACAAACACUUACAAGCAAAAAUGGAAGCCUGCCAUCUCCGAAAAGGUUGUUUCCACAUAUUUUGGAAAACAAGCUCCUAAUAUGCUGGUUUGGACUUUCCCUGUCCUAUUCGUUGCUGCUUUGGGAUCUUUGUAUCUUCACUUGGGAAAGAAAAACUCCGACCAAAACGUGCACCGUGAUGAAAGAAAACGGUGGCUGGCGCUAUGGAGGAGGCCCGUUUUAGUGAAAGGUCCUUUAGGGAUCGUUUCAGGGAUAGAAUUAUCCUUCUUCCUCAUGUUUAUCGCACUGCUGGCUUGGACACUGGGGACUUAUUUACACAGGCUGCCUACCCUCACUGCAAAAGUGGCGGCGGCAGAUGGGAUCAAAGUGUGGCAAUUGAAGUUAGUGGAGUCUGCCCUGUGGAUAGGGCUUACCGGGAAUGUAUGUUUAGCGUUUCUGUUCUACCCCGUGGCUCGGGGAUCGUCGGUGCUGCCGGUGUUGGGUCUAACGUCGGAGGGGAGCAUCAAGUACCAUAUAUGGCUGGGACACUUGACCAUGCUUCUUUUCACUGCGCACGGCGUUUGCUUCAUUGUUUUCUGGGCAGCUAUUGGGAAGAUAUCCGAGAUGCUAAAGUGGAGUUAUUCCGAUAUUUCAAAUGUGGCCGGAGAGAUAUCAUUGAUUGGUGGCCUAGGCUUGUGGGCAGCAACCUUGCCUCAAAUCAGGCGAAAAUUUUUCGAGCUUUUCUUUUACACCCAUCAUCUCUACAUCAUCUUCGUCUUCUUCUUCGUCCUCCAUGUUGGAAUUGGUUACACUUUCAUCAUGCUUCCUGGGUUUUACCUCUUCAUCAUCGACCGUUACCUCCGAUUCUUACAAUCUCGAUGCUCCGUUCGCUUACUUUCAGCUCGAGUUUUGCCCUGUAACGUUCUGGAGCUUAAUUUCGCAAAAUCCCACGGUUUGACCUAUAAUCCGACGAGUAUCAUGUUCGUGAAUGUGCCCGGGAUUUCUAAGCUGCAAUGGCAUCCGUUUACAGUUAGUUCAAAUAGUAAUAUGGAGCCUGAUAGGCUCAGUGUGAUCAUUAAGAGUGAAGGAAGUUGGUCGACUAAUCUGUAUCGGAUGCUUUCGUCUUCAAUUGAACGUCUCAAUGUUUCCAUUGAAGGACCUUAUGGACCUGCAUCAAACCAUUUCCUAAGGCAUGACACGGUUGUGAUGGUGAGUGGAGGCAGUGGGAUUACUCCUUUUAUAUCCAUAAUCCGAGAGCUGAUUUUCAUGAGCAAAUUAUCUCAAUGCAAGACACCAGAUAUAAUCUUAAUUGCUAUAUUCAAGAGCUCUUUGGAUCUCACCAUGCUAGACCUCUUGCUACCUAUGACCGGUUCACCAUCCGAGCUUUCUAACCUGAAGCUCCGGAUUGAAGCUUACGUGACAAAGGAGAAAGAACCCGUAAUCGAUAACUCGAAACGAGUUCGGUCCAUAUGGUUCAAGCCCCUUCCAACAGAUAAGCCUAUAGCUGCCAUUUUAGGACCCAACAGCUGGCUCUGGCUUGGUGCCAUAAUAUCGUCUUCGUUCAUCAUGUUUCUUAUCUUAAUUGGGAUCAUCACACGGUUUUACAUUUACCCAAAGGCUCACGAUAAGAACGAAUUCUCGACCUCGAAACAAGCUGUGUUGAAUAUAUUGGCAAUAUGUGUUUCCAUAGCUGCAACGGCGAGUGCAGCGGUUUUUUGGAACAAGAGAAGGUAUGCUAGGGAAGCAAUGCAGGUGCAGAACAUGGAAGGACAAACACCAGAAGGAUCACCAAGCAUUAUGGCUUAUAAUGGUGAGAGAGAAUUGGAAAGCCUCCCUCACCAGUCUCUUGCAGAAGCUACCAAAAUUCACUAUGGAGGGAGACCCGACUUGAAGAGAUUGAUAUUUGAAUGUAAAGGUGAGAGUAUUGGAGUUCUUGCUAGCGGUCCAACGAAAUUGAGGCACGACGUCGCAGCAAUCUGUUCGUCCGGUCUGGUGGAUAAUCUUCAUUUCGAAUCAAUCAGUUUCAGCUGGUGAUUACUCUUCAGAAACUAGGAAGUGAUCCCUGGCUGUUGUAGUUUUUUUUUCUUCUAAAAUUGUGUGUUUCUUUCUAGUACAUGAAUGGUCAAUCAUGUUUGAUGUUUUCUAGCUACAUAAGAGUAUGAGAUCGUACAUUAAGUUGUUAAAUAAAA
Hibiscus syriacus is the source of this 2255-nucleotide messenger RNA. Its product is annotated as ferric reduction oxidase 2-like. The record is from RefSeq and is a predicted model, not a curated record. The coding region runs from base 1 to 2100 and encodes 699 amino acids. Gene Ontology annotation, molecular function: oxidoreductase activity. The transcript is spliced from 7 exons. Lineage: Eukaryota; Viridiplantae; Streptophyta; Magnoliopsida; Malvales; Malvaceae. Gene Ontology annotation, cellular component: plasma membrane.